AACUUAAAUACGUUUGUCGUUUAGUUACUUUUAAAUUCUAUUGUCUAUGCUUCUGUCAAACAAACUCAAACUUCCUUUUCCGUGUGGCAUGGUGACGGCCUAAGGAAGCCAAGAUGCAGAUUUUUGUGAAGACCCUCACAGGAAAGACCAUCACCCUCGAGGUAGAGCCCUCGGACACUAUCGAGAAUGUCAAAGCCAAGAUCCAGGACAAGGAGGGCAUCCCCCCAGACCAGCAGAGAUUGAUCUUCGCUGGUAAACAACUGGAAGACGGCCGAACCCUCUCGGACUACAACAUCCAGAAGGAAUCCACACUUCACCUUGUGCUGCGCCUGCGUGGUGGCGCCAAGAAGCGCAAGAAGAAGAAUUACUCCACCCCCAAGAAGAUCAAACACAAGAAGAAGAAGGUCAAACUAGCUGUACUUAGGUUUUACAAGGUGGACGAGAACGGCAAGAUCCACAGGCUGCGACGGGAGUGCACCGGGGAGCAGUGCGGCGCCGGAGUGUUCAUGGCGGUCAUGGAGGACCGCCACUACUGCGGCAAGUGCCACUCCACCAUGGUGUUCAAGGACGACGACAAAUGAACUAGGGUUACGGCUUAACUGACUCGGACUGCUGUGUAUGAUGGAUUUUUAAAUAAAUCUUGACACAGUGUCAGAGUUAACUUU
Pararge aegeria (speckled wood butterfly) is the source of this 665-nucleotide messenger RNA. It is a transcript of the gene RpS27A, whose product is annotated as ubiquitin-40S ribosomal protein S27a. The transcript is spliced from 4 exons. Gene Ontology annotation, molecular function: protein tag activity; structural constituent of ribosome; ubiquitin protein ligase binding. Gene Ontology annotation, cellular component: cytoplasm; nucleus; ribosome. Gene Ontology annotation, biological process: protein ubiquitination; translation; modification-dependent protein catabolic process. Lineage: Eukaryota; Metazoa; Arthropoda; Insecta; Lepidoptera; Nymphalidae. The record is from RefSeq and is a predicted model, not a curated record. The coding region runs from base 114 to 581 and encodes 155 amino acids.